This is a messenger RNA of Hevea brasiliensis (rubber tree), 1230 nucleotides long. RefSeq lists its product as uncharacterized. Lineage: Eukaryota; Viridiplantae; Streptophyta; Magnoliopsida; Malpighiales; Euphorbiaceae. The transcript has 4 exons. Bases 197 to 814 code for a protein of 205 amino acids. The record is from RefSeq and is a predicted model, not a curated record.
UAUUUUUUUUUUUUUAAGAAAUAAAACGAAGAAAAAUCUCAAACAAAAAGGGGGAGGAAUUUGCGAUUGAAAUAGGGUCGCAAUUCGCAAAGUUUGAAUCAAUUUGACAAACAGAGACGGCUAUUGCUGAAUUGCGAUAAAAUUUCUCCUUGCAUGGUGAAAAAAUUUGCACAGAAGAAUAUAGUGUUUCGAAAGAAUGGAAUCAUCGUCAUCUUCUUCGAUAAUAACCCCAGAAGAUGUAUUAGAAUCACUCAUGAAUGAUGGCACUAUUGACGCUCUCAGAUUGAAGAUCAUUAAUCAGCUCAAAGCUAAUGAAGAGCUAAAGAAUACCACUAUUAGAAUGGCUGAACAGAGCAAGGUUUUAAAUACACCUGGGGCUGAGAAGCAGACCAAAAGAGAGUUAUUUGAUGCACUUCGACAAGAACUCGAAACUCCAGUACUUGAGAAGGCCUCUAGAUCAGUGUGGGAGUUGAUCCUAGACAGCAAUGGACUGGGGAAAGAAAUAAGUGAAACAGUUGAAAAAGUGUUUUGUAGAUUAAGUGGCCGGGAACCUCCAUUGUUUCCACCGCAAAAUGCUGAAACCCAGUCAAAUAAAGAAAAAGAGAUCAAGGGAGGACAAGGAAAAGAAGAUGAAACUGAAGUUCAGAAGGAAAAACCAAACUCAAAUUCAAAGAAAAGGAGUUACAGUGUGAUGAACAAUGAAGGAGAGGGAAAUGAAUUUGUGAGCCAGAUGGCAAAUGAAAUUUCGGGAAAACCCAGUGAACCUGCUUGUCAACAAGAAAGUUCUAGUAAAUCCCCUUUGCAAACUUCAUAGACUAGAGCCCUUAUCUGAAACCAGCAAUGGAUUUCCGAAGCAACAUUGAAUCCAGUUAUUCCCCAACAUUUCAUUUGUCAUCAGAUAAUACUAACCUGACAUUGUUAGUACUUCCUGGAAGUGGAUGUAGUCGCUAAUAUUUGAAGUUUUUUAGUUGCAUGACGGACCUUCGUGUUUACACUUGGCAUUUGCCUAUUUUACUUAUUUUUGUAGUGAGUGUAUUGCAUGAACAUCCUAUAGGCAUAAUUCUUUUAGUUGUGGUGAUUUGAAAGAGUUUGAUCUAUCACUGUAAGUUUAUCUGACAUAGAGCUUGGCGUAGGAAAUCUUAAUUAAUGUUUCAUUUUUUUUUAUGUAAAAGUAAAUUGUGUGUAUAUUUGUGUCUGUUUGUAGUUUAUGGCAAAAUUGAGUUCAAUUAA